Molecule: messenger RNA, 1316 nt
Organism: Dreissena polymorpha
Lineage: Eukaryota; Metazoa; Mollusca; Bivalvia; Myida; Dreissenidae
Exons: 3
Coding region: 395-1288 (297 amino acids)
Source: RefSeq, a predicted model, not a curated record
CGUACGUCAACAUGGUUAAGAGGGGAGUUUAAAAAGUAACGUCAUUUAAAUUAAUUGAUUGAAGAUUUGUUGAUACAUUGUGAUUUAAAUAUUCGUAAAACUCUAAUUUAUUCAUGCUAAUGCUUGUGUAUAUACAAAGUGAUAAACUCGGUCCAAGCGCCAGAUGCAUUUACUCCCUUUGAAUUUACAUGUUAUGGACUUAAAUAAUGGAAACCAGCCAUUUACAUGACUUAUGAAAUUUCCCUCGCACAGUAAUAUCUGUUUAACUUAAGCAGAAUUCUGUGGAUCGUUGCGAAUGGAAACGGACAGUAAUCAGUGUACAUGACACGUGUAUGGAACGUAAAUAUUGUGCAUUUAAUCAUCUAUUGUUACAUGUGUUAUUGAUACCUGCGUCAUGAGAUCGAGAAUUCACCCCGGAGUUGUUGCUGGAAUGGUAGGGGCAGUAGUGUUGUUGUCGGUUGUGAUUUUGCGACGACCUGGUGAUUUGCUUGGUGGAACAUCGUGCGUCCAACCGCCAGAACCCGUUUAUGGAGAGCCUCUCUUUCGGAGAAGCAUUGAAGUCGCAAAUGACGAUGAAAGUGUAUCGCUUCAAAAUACAUUGAGGGAUGAAAGGAAUAAACUGUCUAAAGACCUCAACGAAAUGAAGCAGAAGCUUGGACGCAUGGAUUGUGAGAAAGAGGAAAGUAAGACCAACUCGGCCGGCGGUUGGUGCAAGAAAGCGAGCUCCGAGGACGGUGGAGAACACAUGACCGAUAUGCCUCUUAUCAAGAAACUUACCACAUUUCUAAAGGGCAAAAAAGUCGGCAGCUUCGGUGAUGGUCCUGGCGCCUACAAACGCGAGCUCUUAAAGCUGGGUGACGUGUCUUCAUAUGACGCAUACGACGGCGCCCCCUAUUGUGAAGAGACGAGCGAGGGGCGCGUCAGGUUCAUGGAUCUUACCGUACCACAAUACGGAAUUCCCAUGUACGACUGGAUCAUAUCUCUCGAGGUCGCAGAACACAUCCCAAAAUCAUACGAACCAGUCUAUAUAGAUAACAUUGUGAGGCACAGCAGGGAAGGAAUCAUUAUUAGCUGGGCUAGACCAGGUCAGGGAGGGCUGGCACAUAUCAACAAUAGACCUCUCUCAUACGUGGUUAGUCUCAUGGAGCACCAUGGAUUUGGUCACGACAAGAAUGCAUCUAACACGUUGCAAAUGGCUUCAUCAUUUGGGUGGCUUAGAGACAAUUUAAAUGUUUUUAGAAGAGAAAAGGAACACAAUUUAAAAUUAUUUGAACAGUGGUAUACAUAAUUCUCCACCAAUAAAUGUAAAUGUUAAA